Molecule: messenger RNA, 594 nt
Organism: Trichobilharzia szidati
Lineage: Eukaryota; Metazoa; Platyhelminthes; Trematoda; Strigeidida; Schistosomatidae
Source: the annotation of a GenBank genome assembly
AUGUAUGAAAGAUGCAACGAUAACGAUUUAUUUUUACCAGGUGAACAAAAGACAUUUUCCUCUGGAGGGUCAGAAAUACGCAAAUCUGAAGAUCAGAUAGAUGGUAGCUAUCAUUCAGAACCAAUAAAAAGAAUUCAGUCACUUGCUGAAAAUGUUCGAGAUGAAAUUAUCAGCUUAGAAGAAGUGAAACCGAUAUUGCAUGAUAUAGCACAGGAGAUGGUUCAAGGAGUCAUUGAAGGUAGUGAAGAAAAACUGCUGAAGUUUGUGGAAUUAGUGGAACAACAACAAGAACAACUUGAAAAAAUUCCUGACACUGUAGAAGAAAUAAAGACUAUUGCUUCAAUUGCUAAUUAUACUGAGCCAAUUAGUCGACAAAAUUCAAAACUUAGUGAAAUCUCUGCACAAGAAUUAUCUCAAGCCUUUUUGGAUAAUUUAACAGAUAAUGUAUCAGUCUACUUGGAGGAUAUAUUAGAUGAAGUGUUACUGUACACCAAUGAAAGAAACAAGGCUGAUGUUGAUAAUGACACUACUGGCAAUGAAGGUGACGUUAUAGUUGUUGACAGUGCUGUCAAAAAUUCCAGUCAUAACACUUAA